AUGAGAGGAGCUCUCUCCUCUCUCCUCGAGAUCUCGCUUUGGCUAGGGGAACGACUGCUGCAAAUCUGCUCCAUCAUCUUCGCCGCCAGCUUGAGGAACCAGAAACUUGGUGGAGAUAGAGGGUUUUCCAAGCCGGGAAAUUCCGACAGAUUGGGUAUCAACCAAUCCAAAAGAUGUUUGAUGAGGUCCUUGGCCAGAGAGGCUGCUCCCAGGGCCUGGAGUCGGGCGAAAUAUCCCCGACGAAGGAAAAGAUCGGCGGAAAUGGUCUUUGCCGAUGUCCAAGUUGAAGAAGAGCACCCGACCAAAAGGAGGUGGGCCGAGCCACGGAGGUUAUGGCGAUUCCGAAUUCCGAGUCCGACGGAAUUCGAUCUUGAAGAUUCAGAGGCCUCGACGGUCGCGGAAAUAGAAAUUGAAAGACCUUUGGGUCAUGAUCGAACCCACAAGCGAUUCAGCACCGCUGGGCCUUUCGGGGUAGGGAUUGCACUCAUCUCACCAGAGCUAGUGAAAUCUAAGCGUAGCGCUCCUGGUUGCAGUGUUGAAUCAGAAGUAAUCUGUGGUGAAGGUGUGGAUCAAGGGGACCCCUUCGGGGAGGGAUACUGCGCAAUUCAGCAGGUCAAUUCGAAAGUGGAUCUCAAUUCCACAAAACCCAGCUUGAAUGUCGCUGAUUUGGAAGGGUUUAGCCAAUUGGACGGUGCCGCCAGUGAUUGCAUGCGGAGGGAAACUCGGGUGCGUAAGGCGGAAACGGAGAAUCCUUCUGGAGCUUUUUUCGCGGUGGUGGGCGGGAUUAGCGGAGGUCUGAUCCAAUCUUGGGAGAUCAAACCGAAUGUCCUUCCAAGGACUCCUAAUCCUAAACCAAAUCGAUUUCUAAGUAAAAAUCGGAGCAGGGGAAUCUCCCUCUUGCUGGAGAACUCGGAGUCUUUUUCUUUUAAAUUGACUUCUCCCCCUGCUUUCCCAAUUCGGUGUAUUGCUUGGGUUUCUGGAUUUACUAGCGCGGACGGAAGAAAAAGCUCCCACCGACUGCUCUGGUUUCCAAGACAACAUCAGGGUAAAGUUUCUUUGGGCGAAACCCAUUCAUCUUCUUAUGGUUUGCGAGUUCUACUCACCCCUGCUUUGACGAGUAAUUGUGUCACUGUGCCGAGCGAUGCAACGAGGAAGCUCCCUCUCCCUGGAUCGCCGGUAGGUCCGGCGACAACGAAGAGCUCUCUGCCCCCAACGGUUUCGACUGCCGGUGCUCUGCUUGCGAAGUCGAGCAGCCGAGGGAGACAAAGUUCGAGCCAGCAGCCAUUACCUAGUGUUGGGCCGGCCUGGAGUGGCCUAGGUUCUCCAAAGCAAUUUGGGCUUGACCCACUAAGGAGGCAAAUAAACCUAGGGAAGCAGGGUAGCGACCAAGGGGCUUUGGGCCCGGUGGGCUUGCCCGACUCCAUGGAGAGUGUUGGGCCGGGGUCGGAUUUCGGGCUCCUCAAGAAGGCUGGGGCCGGGCCUGCUGGCAGGUUCAGCUCCUUGGGAAUAGUUGGGCCAUAG
Molecule: messenger RNA, 1521 nt
Organism: Linum trigynum
Lineage: Eukaryota; Viridiplantae; Streptophyta; Magnoliopsida; Malpighiales; Linaceae
Source: the annotation of a GenBank genome assembly